AUGGCAACGAGCCCUUUAAGUAUCGACGUCCUGACCGUCGGAUCGGUCAAGAUGCGAGAACGAGCUGAGCUGGCCGCCAUAGUAUCGCAAAUCCCUCUCCGCGCCGCCGACGCCUCCUUCGUCCUCGACCAGCUACGCAACACAACCGCCAUGGUCUCGCUCCUCCCCCACCGUGGACCCCGCCCAUUCCGCACCGACCGCGUCGCAAUGCUAGGACACUCUCUAGGCGGCGUCUCCGCCGUCAUCGCUGCCUCUCAAGACCCCCGCCUCCGCGGCGCUAUUAAUUGGGAUGGCACGUUUCUCGAAAUCCCGUCACCACUGCCACAGCCGGUGCUACUCAUGAGCCACGGCAUGGCUGAUGCCAGCUGGCCGGCGGCGUGGCUGCUGCUAAAGGGGCCAAAGCUGUGGGUUGACGUCGCAAAUACAACGCACGAGACUUUCUCGGACGUGCCUACGCUGUUGCAGGCGGCUGGGCCGGACAAGGCGGCGUUAGCGGUUCUGCUGGGCACGAUUGACUUGGGCGAGAUGGUGAGAAUUUUGGUGGUGUAUACGACUGCGUGGAUGGAGGGGGUGUUUAGAGGUGAGGUAGGGGGGCUGCUGCUAGAAGGGCAGGAGCCGGGUAGGUUUCUAGAGGUCUUAAUUGUGAUGAAAGGGAACUUUUAA
This is a messenger RNA of Pseudogymnoascus verrucosus, 663 nucleotides long. RefSeq lists its product as uncharacterized. Gene Ontology annotation, molecular function: 1-alkyl-2-acetylglycerophosphocholine esterase activity. The record is from RefSeq and is a predicted model, not a curated record. Lineage: Eukaryota; Fungi; Ascomycota; Leotiomycetes; Thelebolales; Thelebolaceae. Bases 1 to 663 code for a protein of 220 amino acids. The transcript is spliced from 2 exons.